Messenger RNA from Naegleria lovaniensis, 777 nucleotides. RefSeq lists its product as uncharacterized. Bases 1 to 777 code for a protein of 258 amino acids. The record is from RefSeq and is a predicted model, not a curated record. The transcript is spliced from 2 exons. Lineage: Eukaryota; Heterolobosea; Eutetramitea; Acrasida; Naegleriidae.
AUGAAUUUCUCAUCGUCUCAACACAACCACCAUCGAAGAGGCUUGUCUUCUGCACCAUCGGAAGGGACCGUAUCGUUAAACAAUAUUCUAACACAACUUUUAGUAGGAAACAAUCCUUCUAAAAAUAUAUUUAUUGUGCUCUUAUCAAGCAUUCUUUCAAUAUAUUUAACACAAUACACAACAAAGAAAAUUAAUUCAUUUCGGAAAUUGAUGAGUGAAAAUCCAUUGUUUUUAGUUUGGGGAGUUUUGAAUGUAUUAAGUGGGCGGAAAUUCUUUGAUAAUUUAAAUAAUAAUAGAUUGUCGUACAAUGAUACAAAUAAUGAUGUACGGCAAACUGAAUUAAAAUCAACAGGUCCAAGAAAAAGGUUGUUUAGUUUAUUUUCGAGGAACAAACAAAUUCAACACGUGGAUGCAAAACCAAAAACAAUGAUCGAGGAAACGUUACAAAUUGAUGAAGACGAAAUUGAUGAAGACAUUUAUUACAUUAAGCUAUAUCGUCAAAAGAACGCAAAACAGGCAGAGAACACCAUCCCAGUUAAUUUGGGUCAACUCGCUGUUAAUGCAGGAACGUUGUUCACAAGAGUCAAGCAAUACGUCACAGCCGAAGAUAUUUUAGCGCAGAAUCAAAGUCGAUCAGCAACUAAUAACAAAACCACAGAAUUUACAGAGUAUUUCAUCAAUGCCCCAAAUGAAACCUAUCAUAGAAAGGGAAAUUUCAAUUUACCAGCUUAUGACACAUUUCAAACUAGCUCGGAGACUGUGCUUCCUAAAAUAUAA